AGAGGGAGAGAGCGACGCGCAGAGGGAGCUGCGGACGCUGCUUUGCGAUCAGCGAGCCUCGCCGCCACACACACACCGAUACACCGAUACACACACACACACACUCACAGGCACACUGCGCCUAUCUCCAGAACCGCCCAGCCUCCGAGUGCACCGUGGAGCCGCGCAGACAUGGCUGGGCUUCGCUGAAAGAGAGAGAGCGGGGAGGAGAGAAGAGACUAUUCUGCAUACAGACCCACACUGAGUCUGCCUGUCGGGUCCACUAUCUCUCUAUCUCUCUCUUUAUCAAUUUAUCCAUCUAUCUAACGUUAUCUCUCUAUCAGUCGCUUUAGACACCUCCAUCUCCUGAAGCCCUUAUGCGCCGCUGCGGCGUGGAGACCGCAGAGCAGCGCUGACAGCCAGCCUCGCCUGAGAGAAGAGAGAGAACAGAGAGAGAGAGAAGGAGAGAGAAGAGAGAGAGAGAGAGAGACAGACAGAGCGGACCAGAGUGAUUUUAUUCCCUGUUUCAGACGGACAAUGGCGGACCGCGAUGCGCUGCCCCUUCCUCUGGAAGUGCGAGCCAGAUUAGCUGAACUGGAGCUGGAGUUAUCUGAAGGUGACAUCACACAGAAAGGCUAUGAGAAGAAGAGGGCAAAACUACUCGGAGCUUAUCUUCCACAGCCUCCAGGGCUGGAAGCAUCCAUGGCACACGAACGCAGACCGCCCAUGGGCCCCUCCUCCGCCUCCCGAUACCACCGCAGACGCUCCUCUGGCACCCGGGAUGAACGCUACAGAUCAGACGUGCACACGGAAGCGGUACAAGCAGCCCUCGCCAAACACAAAGAGAGGAAAGUGGCCGUCCCCAUGCCGUCGAAACGCCGCUCUCUGGUGGUCCAGACCUCCAUGGAUGCCUACACCCCUCCAGGCCUCUCCCCGCUUUCGUCUAUCCUGCCCCCCCUGACAGACACGUCGUCCGGCUCGGAGGAGGAGGGCGGGCAGGGCGAGGGGACGCCGACGUCCAGUCAGGGCAGCGUCAGCAUGGACCACUGGAUCAGCCGCGCCAUCCACCAGGGCUCCACCACCUCCUCCUCGUCCUCCAGCACGCAAAGCGGUGGCAGCGGGGCAGCGGGACGCCUGGCCGACGUCCUCGCCCAGACACACGUCAGCAAGUCAGGGCCGAUCGCUCACCUCUCACUGAAGCGGAAAACUAUGCUCGGCGUAGCUGAGAACGGCAACUCGCUGCGUCGCUCCUGUGAGUUCGGAUCUGACCUCCUCUGGCCACCCCCCUUGGAGUCGGAUGAGAACCACUCGGCCCCGCCGGACGUCACCACCUACACCUCGGAGCACCCAGUCCAGGUGGAGCGGCCACAGGUGUCCACUGUGCCCCGGACCACGCCCAAAUACGGCAAUGCCGAGCUCAUGGAGACCGGAGAUGGAGUUCCGGUCAGCAGUCGAGUCUCUGCUAAGAUCCAGCAGCUGGUGAACACUCUGAAGCAGCCGAGGAGGCCUCCGCUCCGGGAGUUUUUCGUUGAUGACUUUGAGGAGCUUCUUGAGGUCCAACAGCCUGACCCGAACCAGCCUCGGCCGGAGGGAGCCCAAAUGCUGACCAUGCGAGGGGAUCAGCUGGGCGUGGUGACAAACUGGCCUCCGUCCCUGGAGGCAGCUCUGCAGCGCUGGGGCACUAUCUCCCCUAAAGCCCCAUGCCUCACCACCAUGGACACCAACGGCAAGCCCCUCUACGUCCUCACUUAUGGGAAGCUUUGGUCGCGGAGCAUCAAAGUAGCCUACAACAUCCUCCACAAACUGGGAACCAAGCAGGAGCCCAUGGUCCGGCCAGGAGACCGGGUGGCGCUGGUCUUCCCUAACAACGAUCCCGCCGCUUUCAUGGUGGCCUUCUACGGCUGCUUGCUGGCUGAGGUGGUGCCCGUGCCCAUCGAGGUGCCACUCACCAGGAAGGACGCAGGCAGCCAGCAGAUUGGUUUUCUUCUGGGCAGCUGUGGGGUGACGGUGGCUUUGACCAGCGAUGCGUGCCAUAAGGGGCUGCCCAAAGGACCCACCGGGGAAAUACCCCAGUUCAAAGGGUGGCCCAAGCUGCUGUGGUUCGUCACAGAGUCCAAACACCUCUCCAAGCCACCGCGCGACUGGUUCCCUCAUAUCAAAGACGCAAACAAUGACACCGCCUAUAUAGAAUAUAAGACCUGUAAGGAUGGAAGUGUUUUGGGCGUGACGGUGAUGAGGAUCGCUUUGCUCACACACUGCCAGGCCCUCACACAGUCUUGUGGAUACACAGAGGCUGAGACCAUAGUGAAUGUAUUAGACUUUAAGAAGGAUGUUGGAUUGUGGCACGGCAUUCUGACGAGCGUGAUGAAUAUGAUGCACGUGAUCAGCAUUCCCUACUCCCUGAUGAAGGUCAACCCGCUCUCUUGGAUUCAGAAAGUGUGCCAGUACAAAGCUAAAGUGGCGUGUGUGAAGAGCAGAGAUAUGCACUGGGCCUUGGUGGCCCACAGGGACCAGAGAGACAUCAACCUGAGCUCACUGCGCAUGCUGGUGGUGGCUGACGGAUCCAACCCAUGGUCUAUCUCGUCAUGUGACGCAUUCCUAAACGUCUUCCAGAGUAAGGGGCUGAGGCCGGAGGUCAUUUGUCCGUGUGCCAGCUCCCCUGAAGCUCUCACUGUGGCAAUCAGGAGGCCCACAGAUGACAGCAACCAGCCGCCGGGUCGAGGGGUCCUGUCCAUGCAGGGUCUGAGCCAUGGAGUCAUCAGAGUGGACACGGAGGAGCGUCUCUCUGUACUGACAGUGCAGGACGUGGGCACGGUCAUGCCUGGAGCUUUGAUGUGUGUGGUGAAACCAGAGGGAGUUCCUCAGCUGUGCCGAACUGAUGAGAUCGGAGAGUUGUGCGUGUGUUCAGUCGCCACGGGAACAUCGUACUAUGGGCUCUCAGGCAUGACGAAGAACACCUUUGAGGUUUUCCCCAUGAGUAACUCUGGUGCUCCUAUCAGUGAGUACCCCUUCACUCGGACGGGCCUGCUGGGCUUCGUAGGGCCGGGGGGCUUGGUCUUCAUUGCUGGCAAGAUGGACGGCCUUAUGGUGGUCAGUGGGAGGAGGCACAAUGCAGAUGAUAUUGUUGCCACCGCGUUGGCUGUGGAGCCCAUGAAGUUUGUGUAUAGGGGCAGGAUAGCCGUAUUCUCUGUGACGGUGCUGCAUGACGAGCGUAUUGUGGUGGUGGCUGAGCAGAGGCCUGACUCCACUGAGGAGGACAGCUUUCAGUGGAUGAGUCGAGUGCUGCAGGCGAUAGAUAGCAUCCACAAUGUGGGUGUGUUCUGUCUGGCCCUGGUCCCAGCGAACACCCUUCCCAAGACGCCCCUUGGCGGGAUUCACCUGUCGGAGACCAAACAGCUGUUCCUGGAGGGCUCGCUGCACCCCUGCAACGUGCUCAUGUGCCCCCACACCUGCGUCACCAACCUGCCCAAACCCAGGCAGAAACAGCCAGAGAUCGGGCCGGCUUCAGUAAUGGUAGGAAACCUGGUGUCGGGGAAGAGGAUCGCACAGGCCAGCGGCAGAGACCUGGGACAGAUCGAAGACAAUGAUCAGGCAAGAAAGUUCCUCUUCUUGUCUGAGGUAUUACAGUGGCGGGCGCAGACCACCCCGGACCAUGUGCUCUUCACUCUGCUCAGCUCACGGGGGGCAAUCCUGAGCUCGCUGACGUGUCUGCAACUGCAUAAACGGGCGGAGAAGAUUGCGGCCAUGCUGAUGGAGAGAGGACACCUGCAGGAUGGAGACCAUGUAGCUCUGGUUUACCCGCCAGGUAUAGACCUAAUUGCAGCCUUUUACGGGUGCCUGUAUGCCGGCUGUGUGCCCAUCACUGUGCGCCCGCCGCACCCUCAGAACAUCGCCACCACCCUGCCCACUGUGAAGAUGAUUGUUGAGGUGAGUCGGUCAGCCUGUGUGAUGACCACACAGGUCAUAUGCAAGCUGUUGAAGUCGAAGGAAGCGUCUGCCGCAGUGGACGUCAGGACGUGGCCUCCUGUCCUUGACACAGAUGAUCUGCCAAAGAAGAAGCCCCCUCAACUAUACAAGCCCUCCAACCCGGACACGCUGGCCUACCUGGACUUCAGUGUGUCCACCACAGGAAUGCUAGCAGGAGUAAAGAUGUCUCACUCCGCCACCAGUGCCUUCUGCCGCUCAAUCAAGCUCCAGUGUGAGCUGUACCCCUCUCGCGAGGUGGCCAUCUGCCUGGACCCGUACUGCGGCCUGGGCUUCGUCCUCUGGUGCCUCUGCAGUGUGUACUCAGGGCACCAGUCCAUCCUGAUCCCACCGUCGGAGCUGGAAGUGAACCCGGCGCUCUGGCUGCUGGCUGUCAGUCAGUUCCGUGUCAGAGACACCUUCUGUUCAUACUCAGUCAUGGAGCUGUGCACCAAGGGCCUGGGCCUGCAGACCGAAUCACUUAAGUCUCGAGGCUUGGAUCUGUCCCGUGUGAGGACGUGUGUGGUGGUGGCGGAGGAGAGGCCCCGGAUAGCUCUCACUCAGUCUUUCUCCAAACUCUUUAAAGACCUGGGUCUGCACCCGCGCGCCGUCAGCACCUCCUUCGGCUGCAGAGUCAACCUGGCCAUCUGCCUGCAGCCUCACAGGCUUGGGAAGCUUGAUCAGGGCACCUCUGGACCAGACCCAACUACUGUGUAUGUGGAUAUGAGAGCCCUCAGACACGACAGAGUGCGGCUGGUCGAGCGAGGCUCUCCGCACAGCCUGCCCUUAAUGGAGUCUGGAAAGAUUUUACCCGGAGUAAGAAUCAUCAUCGCUAAUCCAGAGACCAAGGGUCCUUUAGGAGAUUCUCAUCUUGGCGAGAUCUGGGUGCACAGUGGUCAUAACGGCAGCGGUUACUUCACCGUGUACGGAGACGAGGCUCUGCAGUCUGAUCACUUUAACUCCCGCCUGAGCUUUGGAGACACGCAGACUGUGUGGGCGCGUACUGGAUACCUGGGGUUCCUGCGCCGGACUGAGCUGACCGACGCCAGUGGAGAGAGGCAUGAUGCGCUGUAUGUGGUUGGGGCUCUGGAUGAGGCAAUGGAGCUGAGGGGGAUGAGAUACCACCCCAUCGACAUUGAGACCUCCGUCAUCCGGGCACACAAGAGCAUCAUGGAGUGCGCGGUGUUCCCUUGGACUAACCUGCUGGUGGUGGUGGUGGAGCUGGAGGGCUCGGAGCAGGAGGCUCUGGAUCUGGUGCCGUUGGUGACCAACGCAGUGUUGGAGGAGCAUUACUUGAUCGUGGGCGUGGUGGUGGUGGUGGACGUCGGCGUUAUUCCCAUCAACUCCCGCGGGGAGAAGCAGAGAAUGCAUCUGCGAGACGGUUUCCUCGCCGACCAGCUGGACCCCAUCUACGUGGCCUAUAAUAUGUAGCCCCAGUGUGUGUGUGUGUGUGUGUGUGUGUGCUUAUUUGUGUGUAUGCUGAUUGCUAAUGACUGACUGAGUCCUCUUAAUGAAGAGAGAGAAAACAGACAGAGGGAGAAUUCCUGAGUAAAAAACGUGAUUCCUCUGAGAGACAGAGACCUGAAGCGCUUCAUUCUGGAGGAAAGGAAGAGACUGUCUUUCUCCAGGAUGAGGGAGGAAGAGGAGAGCUCCUGCUGCUUUUGCUCGUUUGGAUAUUUGGCUUUUUACGAGUGUGUUGCUUUGUUUUCAUGUACGGUAUCGCAGCGUUGCUCAUUUUAAGUCAUGACCCUACAUGAGCGAAGGAUUCUGAAGUGUCUACAUACUGUGGCGAAACUGUGUAUUUUCGGUUUACUGUUGAAAAGCGUUACGCAUAUUAGAAACGAUGCAGGACACUUUUUUCCGUCCGAUCAUUUAACAGAGGUACAAAACCGAUUGCUACAUUUUUAUGUAUAAUUGCAGCCGUCCUCCAGCAUUUUGCCAGUUUACGUUUCUUUCUUUUUUAUUUUUUGACCUUUGUAAAUGUCCCUCCAGCAGGAUGCGAAAGAAAACGAUCCCCUGCUUUCUCGAUUACAUGUUUAAUAUCAUUGUACAAAGCUGAAGGUAAACACAAAAGUCGAGCUGAUAUUGUGUAAUUAUGUACAGAAAAUAGUUAUUAUUUAUUUUGUUCUUUUUAGAAGUGUGUGAGAGAAGACAUUUGGAAAUGUUUUCCUCAUUAAAUAAUAUUGCUAAUAUAAAAAAAAAACAACAAAAGCAUUGUAUCAUCUUGAGUGAGUAGAAUCACAUCAAGUAUAUGUAAAAAUAUAAAUAUACAAAUGAUAUAUAAAUAUAUAAAUAAAUAAAUCUCUAUAUAAAUAUAUAUUAAAAUACGAUCUAGGAGUCACCAAUGAAAAGUUUCCGAUGCAGUACUUGCCACUUGCAUGGUGUCUGUUUGUAGGCUGAUGUCUGAUGAACGUUGAACACGCACACCAGUGAAAGCGCGAAUAAUAAAAAAAAGCAUCACCGUGAGCGCGAGAGGCGAGAGAGAGGCGAAACAUCUUUUUUUUAAUUGGAGGGAUGCAUCGUGUUUAACGCCCUUAGGAAAAUAAUUCUUACCAUGUGCCUGGAGCUCUGUUUACACACAGUGUCACACCUUUGGCAGAACUGCUGCACAACUUCUAACGUUGUUCGGUAUUUUGCGCUCAUUUUGCUUUUCGCGUCCUUCUUUGUUUUUUUUCUUUACGCAAAAUUUCAUUUCUGCAAUCAUUUAUUUAUUACAGGUUAAUACAGCAGUUGCAUACCAAUCAGUGCUUUUGCUCACAAUCACCACCAGUAAGAAAAGAACCAGGGACCCGAGAGAGAGAGAGCUGCCGCUCUGUUUAUGGUAAGAUUGCGUGAGAGUUAACCUCGUAACCCCGCCUGUUCCGCUGUGUUCCUGCACCAGUCUACUGACUCUCAUAACGAACUGGCAAAUCGUACAGCCAAGGAAGUGCAGGUUUAUGCAAUAUACAAUCCUGACACACGAGCAGGCGACAAUUACACAGCAGCUGAUCAAUGUUGAGCAUUAAUAAUAAUAAUAAUAAUAAAAAAGCAAACAAAUAUUCACUUGUACCUUACAUAACGACAUCACGAUUGGCUCAUUAGUGCUUUUUUUCUUAAAAAAAAUUUGUAAACUGUAAAAAUAGCAGUCAUUUAAAGUUUUCCUGCCUUAUUGCUGCAUUACACUGUUUAGGGUUGCAUUGUCCAGCGUGGAGUAGCUAAUCUCAAGGUGCGGAUCAUAUCAGUGCUGUCCAGCCGUCCCCAGUACCGAUAAUCUGGACCUUUUUUGCGUAAGUGUAUUUAAAGUUUGUACUGUGUAUGGGAACCAAGUUUACACUUCUUCAGAGUGACAAUGCAAAUCUUUCUUUUUUUACGUUUGUUUUUGUUUAGUUUUUUUUUUUUUAAAGAAGGAAAGAGGUCUUAAUGUAUGUACUCGAAAGCAUUAGUGUUGUCAUUCCCAUACGGAAAGUAAAAAAAAAAAAUGGAAAAAUGUUUUCCCCAUUUGGAAGAGAGAAAAAAAUGUGCACAUAACUUUCAACCUGUGACGUUCCUUCCCUCUUUUGUUGGAAAUCUUAGACUUACUACGUGAGAGGGUCUGCAUGGUGUGUGUAAAUAUUGUUGGUUACAGAAAAAACAAACAAACAAAAAAAACAAUUAUUUUGUAUGGUGCAGGUGUGUUUGAAAUUCUGUUUUGUACACAUAAUUAAAAGUAUUAAAUAACA
This is a messenger RNA of Astyanax mexicanus (Mexican tetra), 7640 nucleotides long. It is a transcript of the gene dip2ca, whose product is annotated as disco-interacting protein 2 homolog Ca. Bases 517 to 5373 code for a protein of 1618 amino acids. NCBI's taxonomy places the organism in Eukaryota, Metazoa, Chordata, Actinopteri, Characiformes, Acestrorhamphidae. The record is from RefSeq and is a predicted model, not a curated record. The transcript is spliced from 39 exons.